Fomitiporia mediterranea MF3/22 is the source of this 660-nucleotide messenger RNA. Its product is annotated as P-loop containing nucleoside triphosphate hydrolase protein. Gene Ontology annotation, molecular function: GTP binding; GTPase activity. Gene Ontology annotation, biological process: protein localization to organelle; intracellular protein transport; Golgi to plasma membrane protein transport. The transcript is spliced from 7 exons. Gene Ontology annotation, cellular component: Golgi apparatus. The coding region runs from base 16 to 660 and encodes 214 amino acids. The record is from RefSeq and is a predicted model, not a curated record. Lineage: Eukaryota; Fungi; Basidiomycota; Agaricomycetes; Hymenochaetales; Hymenochaetaceae.
GACCCUGAUGUUCACAUGUAUCAUCUCCUCAAGGGGUUGCAUGAGUAUUUGACCCAAAAGGAGGAGUUCUCCAUUAUCAUCCUUGGCCUCGAUGGUGCUGGUAAAACGACCUUCCUGGAGAAGGUGAAGAGCCACUACACCGGCAUACCCGGCCUUCCACCAGACCAGAUCGUCCCCACCGUAGGACAAAACAUGGGGAAGAUAACUAUGCCGUCAACGAUCUUGCAGUUCUUCGACUUAGGUGGACAAUCAGGAAUACGGAGCAUCUGGCAUAGAUACUAUGAUGACUGCCAUGCUGUCGUGUAUAUUAUAGAUGCCGCAGACCGAGAACGUUUGAACGAAGGCUGGGAGGUGUUCGAUUCCGUACUCUCUUCGCCUAAAAUCCUCCACGUUCCAUUACUCCUGCUUGCAAAUAAGCAAGACGCUCCAGAGAGCCUCUCAGUAGAAGAGAUACGCGAGAGCUACGAACAGUGGUAUCAGGGCAAGAAAGAUAGCGCUCGCCGUACGUAUGGGGACGAGUCUGAUCAACGACACGAGCGUUUUGCUAGUCUUGAUGUUAUGGGUAUGUCCGCACUUGAAGGAACGGGAGUUAAUGCAGCGGUAGAUUGGUUAUUUAUUCGAGUGCAGAACAGUCGUCGUAGAGAGGAUAAACCAUCAUGA